UUGGGAUAAAGGUUGUAGCAGCAGCAGCAGCCACGAAAGCCUCUCGCAAUCCAGUCGAAGGGUUUUCCUGACUGAGUGCAGACUACAACCAAACUCUGCCGGCUGCGACAAUUCUGCAUUUUGGUGCGGUGGGUGGAAAGAAGACUCGGUGUGGAGGCUCUACCAGCUGGUGCACCUGCUAAAUGAAGAGGAGAACGUAGCUUUGGAUCACCGACUUUGAACUGAACAACUGCAGCAACAUGACGGCUGCCGCAAAACUUUUGGAUGAGAUGUGUCAUCUGACGGCUCAGUCUCUGAACUCAAUGGACACAUCAGAGCACUUCAAGGUCCUGAAGCUGCUGGGUGAAGGCUCAUAUGGAAAGGUUAUGCUGGCUGUACACAGAAAGAGAGGUACUCCGAUGGCUCUGAAGUUCUUCCCUCGUGACUCUACUUCUCUGUUCUCUUUCCUGAGGGAGUAUAACCUCUCCCUGUCAUUCUGUACACACCCAUCCCUGACCAGAGCUCUGGGAAUAGCCUAUUCCACACCAUCACACUACAUCUUUGCUCAGCAAGCCAGCCUCUUCGGUGAUCUGUACGAAGUCAUCAUACCUGAGCUUGGUAUGGAGGAGGACUGCUGUCAGCGGGUGGUGUCUCAACUGUGUGGUGCGCUUUCCCACCUGCACUCUCUUGGUUUUGUCCACAGAGAUCUCAAACCAGAAAACGUCUUCCUUUGUGACUCUGCCUGCCGCUGGGUCAAACUGGGAGACUUUGGCAUGGUAAAGUCCAGGGGAACCAGGAUCCCAGAAGUCUGGUACAGUUCUCCUUACUGCACCCCCGAGGCUGAGGUUGCUCGAGGAAACAAUGACAGCAGCAAUAUAACUGAUGGAAAUGAUGGCAUCAAGGAUGGUGAAGAGAAGAAGAAAAAGAGAGUUUGGGUUUCCGUGGAGCCAAGUACAGACAGCUGGGCACUGGGCAUCCUGACAUAUGCCAUGCUUACCGGCAGCCACCCCUGGGCUGAAACAGCCAGUGACUGCCACUCAUACCUGAAAUAUCAAGAGUGGUUUGAAAGAAGUAAAAGCCCCAACGAUGAACUGGACGUAUGGGCUGAGCCACAAACAGAGAGCCCGCAGGAUCUGGAUGAGGCUGGACUGGAAAAGAAGAAGCACAUUCCCAAAGCUCCCCAGUUUGCAUGUUUCACCCAUUUGGCCUGUUCCUUUUUCCAGUCACUCCUCAACCCACGGCCACAGCUACGUAGGCAACCUGAUGAGGCUUUGAGUUACCUGGGAGGAGACUGGAUGAUGGAGAAAGAGAGGGUGAGGCUGGAGAAGGCGCGUAAGAAGAGUAGAGGGAAAGGAGGGAUCAGAAACAUGAAAGAGAUGGAGGGGAGAGGAGAGCGUUAAGUUAACAAAGUCUACCAAAACUAAGCUGAAAGAGACAAAUGUCUUUCUAUGCUCUUUUCUGUCUUCACUUUAACCUUACAAAAGCCUCACACUCCUGGAGUUCUCUUCCUGUUAAAAGGAGUUCUUCCUCCCUACUCUCACCAAGUGCUGACUGAUAGGGGAUCAUUGGGGUUCUCCCUCUGAUACCGUGGAGGCUUCACCGUAAUCACAAAGCACCUUGAGACAACUUUUGUUGUGACUGCCCACAUUAAAAAGUGAAUUGAAUAGAAAUUACAUUUGAAAGUUGAGCACAUACGAUUUAUGUUAUUCACAAGUUAAUUUUGUAACUUUACAUCACUGCUUUUUAAAUUCUUUCUGUUUUUCUGUUGCAUAGAUUAACACAAAAAAAAUACUACACUAUGGCCAAUGCUGAGGUAAGCUUCUAUUACAUUUAACUGCGAGCCAUCAGGUUGUGUAAGGGAAAGGAAGCAGGUGGUCGAUGUGUUAGAAGAAAAAAAAAAAUCACCUCCCACAUGUUUAACCUCUAAACAUUAAGAAAACAACUUUGGAAAAAUUCCCCUUGUUAAAACAAAACUCCAUGGUUUAUGGGGAAUUUGCUUUCUGGGAAACUGUCGGUUAGUGAGGAAGUCUAACAGCUGCUUGAUUCACAUCAAAUAAAUGAAAAAUAUUUACUUUAACCAACAUUUUAAAUGACCAGUGUAGAAACAGCUGUAGGCAUCAAGAUUAUUUGCAUUAACUGGUGUGUAACUAGUCUGUUUAGUGUGUAAUGAUCACAUAACUUCUGCAAAGCACUGCAUCUAUAUUUGACUCUAGAUUUCAGAGAGUAUAAUACGUCAUAGCAGGCUAUGAACUGUAAAUAGACCGCAGCAGAGCCAAGUCAUAAACACCUCUGAGGUCCACUUUAGACCACGGAGGGGGUUUUGACUGUUUGGUUUUUGGCUUUAAAAAACAGUUUUCUGAAAGUAAUAAUAUAUAUUAACACUUUAAUAGCACUUUUAUACCCUAAAAUGCUUACAAAGUUUAGCUAAUGUAACUCAUUAUUAUUGUUAUUAUCUAUCACUAAGCUCUUGGCAGCUCAUGUGUAGCAUUUUAUGCGCAACCAAAAGACUAAUUUUGUUUUAUUUUGUAUUGUAAAACAUUAUAAAAUAUAAAAAUUAUUAUACAUAAUAAUGAUAACAGUGCAAUAUCUUACUGAGACUGUGUAAAUACUUCUGUAGCUGUAUAAUGAUAUAUUGUUUAUAAAGUAUACUUUUAAUGUAAUAAAAUUAUUUUUAUAUAUAU
Messenger RNA from Maylandia zebra (zebra mbuna), 2660 nucleotides. RefSeq names its product serine/threonine-protein kinase SBK2. The record is from RefSeq and is a predicted model, not a curated record. Gene Ontology annotation, molecular function: ATP binding; protein serine/threonine kinase activity. NCBI's taxonomy places the organism in Eukaryota, Metazoa, Chordata, Actinopteri, Cichliformes, Cichlidae. Gene Ontology annotation, biological process: protein phosphorylation.